AUGGCAUCUCUGAACCUCUCAACCAAUGGGCCAUCAAUUACCAAGAGUUAUCGGUCCGUAAUCGAUUGUUCGUUACCUACCGACAGCGCUACAUAUGGACAAUGGGCAGUGUUUUCUGUCUCAACGCCUUUGGUCAAUGCCUUCCAGAGAAAUUCAGAUAGCAAGGAAAGCGUCUUGAAGGUCCAGAAUACCGGGGCCGGUGAGCUCGAGAAUCUCAUUGACGAGUUUUCGGAGGGAAAGAUUCAGUUCGCUUUCGUCAAAGUCACCGAUCCAAACAGUGGUCUCCCGAAGAAUGUCCUCAUCGGAUGGUGUGGAGAAGGCGUCCCAGAACGAACGAAAGGAUACUUCACAAGCCACUUGUCUGCUGUCACAAAGUUUUUAUCCAACUACCAUGUUCAGAUCACUGCACGCUCUGAGGUAGAUCUGACACCCGAGGGAAUAAUACAGAAGGUCGGAGAUGCCUCUGGUGCGAAAUACACACCUGAACGAGCUUCGCCAGUCACUGCUUUGCCCAAAACGCUUCCGGUUACAAGCAAGCCAGCAUUCACACCCACCAGAACUGGUGCGGUAGGCUCAAAGACCGUGUCAAAUGUUUCCACUAGGGUGGUUCCAAGAACGAGCGGCGAUGAAGAUGAUUGGGGUCCAGAUGCGCCCCCGGUUACCAGGACAGAACUUGAAAAAGUUCAGUCCGCGUACAAGCCAACUAAGGUUGACAUCGAGGCAAUCAAGUCUCAGAACCUUCCCAGAACAUCCUAUUAUCGUGAGCUUCCCGUUACAGAGAACAAUGAUGUUGUUAAGGGUGGCUAUCAACCGAUAGGCAAAGUGGAUAUUGCUGCAAUCAGGAAACAAGCGCGGGAAGCAGGAGAAUUGAAAGAAGACCGACCCGAGCCUGUGAGAGGCGCAUAUGAGCCCGUUGGUAAGGUCGACAUUGCUGCUAUCCGUUCUAAGGCGCAGAAGCAGCCUGAAUCGUCUGUUGACCAGUCCAUCUCAAGCAACCCUGUUGGAUCCCGUAAUGAAAGGGUUGAACCUUCGGAUUUUUCAAAACUAGCCGAUCAGCCUGAGCGUUUGACGACUUUACCCAAGCCGAAGGUUGCGAAAAAAAUCGGUAUAAGUUCAACUUUCACAGGCACAAAGGCACCCUUGCCUGGUGGCUUCGUUUCAAGCCCGGUCCCUCCUACCACACAGGUUGGCAUUGCAAGCAGAACGUUUGCUGACGAAGGAGGAAAGACUCCUGCGCAGCUGUGGGCCGAGAGAAAGGCCCGAGCACAAGGGCAAGUUCCUGCCCCUAGCCCAUCAGCAGCAAGCGGCAGUCAGGGCGGCAGCAAGGAAGAAUGGAAAAGUUUGUACAAUGGCAAGACAUGGGCUCCCGUUCAGACUUCGCCUACGGGCAACUCUGUAGACCGUGGUGUCUCCCAGCAAGGGCAGGAAUUGACGACUGGACCGGAAACGUCACUGCCUGGCCUGCCAGAAUUAACCAGCCGAAAUCAGAAAUUACGUGGUGCAGACAUGAGUUCCUCUCCCGAUGAAGAACCAGCCGGCGUAUCUGGUUUCGAAAAUGAAUCACCUGCGGCGCAUACGUCGCAGGGGAUGAAACCGGAGGAACCAUUGGAACCCGAAGCUCACCAGCCUAUACCUAUCCCUCCUCAACAGCCUCGUUCCCCUACUCCUCCAACGCCGCCCCCCGUACGUGAUUCUUCUCCAAUUCGCGUUGCCGUGCCGGUUGGACGAGGAGAAGUUGCAGACGCUCACGAUGAACAAUACUCGCCACCUCCUGUCAUGCCGACACAAAGCCUCCGACAGGCAGUACCGGAUGAUGAACGGCUCGAGGAUACUACCAUUGAUAUUGGUAGGGAAGCGUCAAAAUCUACUGCCUUUCACCGUCCUCAAGACGAGGCGCUGCAGGCUAUUGUGCAGUAUGAUUAUGAGAAGGCAGAGGACAAUGAAAUAGACUUGAAGGAGGGAGAGUAUGUGUCUGACAUAGAGAUGGUUGAUAAAGACUGGUGGCUUGGUUCUAAUUCGCGCGGCGAGCGGGGUCUCUUUCCCAGCAACUAUGUUGAGCUCGUCAAAGACAACCAGAAGCACCUCGCAUCAGUUGCUGGAGCUGAAGACCCCAAGGAAAUCCCUCCAGCCGCUUCUAUCCACAGUCCUGGGGGAGGGAAGGGUACCUCACAGCCGACCGCAAUGGCAUUGUAUGACUACGAGGCUGCGGAGGACAAUGAGCUCAGCUUCCCGGAGGGUGCUCAAAUAGUUAAUAUCGAAUUCCCCGAUGAUGAUUGGUGGUUCGGUGAGUACAAGGGUCAGAAGGGGCUCUUCCCUGCCAACUAUGUACAACUCGAGGAGUAG
This is a messenger RNA of Aspergillus fumigatus Af293, 2343 nucleotides long. RefSeq names its product putative actin binding protein. Gene Ontology annotation, molecular function: actin filament binding. Gene Ontology annotation, cellular component: plasma membrane; actin filament; site of polarized growth. Gene Ontology annotation, biological process: regulation of actin filament polymerization. Lineage: Eukaryota; Fungi; Ascomycota; Eurotiomycetes; Eurotiales; Aspergillaceae. The record is from RefSeq and is a predicted model, not a curated record.